CGGUGGUUACUUUCCUACAUUCUGUUUCGAUCCUUGCUCGUCUCUCUCACCGUCGCUGAUCUAAGCAUCACAGUCACUUGCUUUCGGGAUCGAGGGAAGGUGACUCUCCACCGAGAACGAUUUUCGCUGCCUUUUCUUUCCCGCCCUUCCUUCCACCGUCGCCAUUCGUUUAUUCGUUUCUCUCCUACUUUCGUCUUCGUUUCGGAGUUCCGACUGAUGUUGGCUAUGUUUUAUUAGUAAGCUGUUGAAGUUUGUAUAGUGCAAUCCUCUGCAGGUGAAGGCAAGAUUCGAAGAUGUUGUGGGUGGACAAGUACAGACCCAAAACCCUAGCCAAAGUGAUCGUUCAUGAAGACAUCGCCCAAAACCUCAAUAAACUAGUAGCCGAGCAGGAUUGCCCUCAUUUGCUCUUCUAUGGCCCUUCUGUGUUUGGGAAGAAAACUCUAAUCAUGGGUUUGCUCCGUCAAAUAUAUGGCCCUGGUGUUGAAAAGGUGGAGAAUAGGACAUGGAAAGUCGAUGCUGGCAAUAGAGCAAUUGAUCUCGAGUUGACUACAUUAUCAACUGCAAACCACGUGGAAUUAUGUCCUAGUGAUGCGGGCUUCCAGGAUAGAUAUAUUGUGCAGGAUGUUAUCAAAGAGAUGGCCCGGAAUAGGGCAAUUGACUCGAAAGGAAAGAAAACAUUCAAGGUGGUAGUGCUUAAUGAGGUUGACAAGCUUUCAAGAGAGGCUCAACAUUCUCUACGAAGAACUAUGGAGAAAUAUAGCACUUCCUGCCGGCUAAUUCUCUGCUGUAACAGUUCUUCGAAGGUUACUGAAGCUAUUCGUUCCCGUUGUCUGAAUGUUCGAAUAAAUGCUCCUGCACAGGAACAGAUAGUUAGGGUCUUGGACUUUAUCGGGAAGAAAGAAGGGCUGGAAGUUCCACCUGGAUUUACUGCUCAUAUUGCUGAAAAAUCAAAUCGAAGUUUAAGGAGAGCCAUACUCUCAUUCGAGACUUGUCGGGUUCAACAGUACCCUUUCAAAAAUUAUCAAGAAAUCUCUCCAUUGGAGUGGGAAGAGUAUGUUUCCACCUUAUCCUCCGACAUAAUGAAGGAGCAGAGUCCUAAAAGAUUGUUUGAGGUUCGAGGAAAGUUGUAUGAGCUACUAGUCAACUGUAUUCCUCCUGAGAUUUUGUUGAAGGCGGAGAUAACACCGACGAGGUGCAGAAGUCGGAUUCAGCAAAAAACAAUUAAGACUAGGUGAUUGAGUGUGAAUGAAAAUCUUAAAGUGCUGAUUGUUUUGGGGUUUCAUAAGUAGAUAGUAUGAGGAUGAGGUUGAUGGAAGACGAGUUCGUUGAAUCCAGUCUGAGGUUGAUAUGCUGUGAUCCAAAUCUCUGGUGGGCAUGCACAGAAAAUUGCCCAUUAAGAAAUUUGGUGUUCCAGUUACACGGCCAACCUCUGACUUUUGUUGAUUCUUCUCUCUCUGGUCAAUUAUUUCUUUCAUGUUUCUUUGUUGGGUUUGUUCCCUUUUCUUCAAUCAAAAGGGUCUGCUUUGUCUCUUUCCCAGGGAAAUAACUUCAAUGGCAAUGGCGGUACUAGGCAACAGAGUACCUGGAAAAGUGGUGUGCUGACACCAACACUCUGUAGAUUGCAGCAAGGAAAAAUAGAUUUGCAGAGCUCAAGGACAAUUAUGGGGCACUAGAGCUUGCCCUGGAAAUCAAUACGAGUUCGAAUCAGAAAAUGUUGCCAGCUGCAUGUUCUAUUUGCUCUAUAGACUAUAUACUCAAGGAUCCUUACAGAAAUAUUGAUGAUGGUUUGUUCAACUUGGAUUCUCUCUUCUUUGGAUGCCUCUUUUUUUUUAAUUGGAUAAGAUGAUCUCAUUAUAAUAAUUGGAUAGUGAAUGAGAUACAAAAGCAACAACACAAGGCAAAACAUACCUCUUUAUUUGCUUUGUUAAAGUUCUUAGUCUUGCUGUGACUCUCAUUGAUGCAUUCCUUAUUGUCCAUUCGUUUGUGGGGAAGAAACUCUAGCGGAUUGGAGUUUAUGUUAUGUUGAACCGAACUGUAACCUUAAGUAGUAGAUAUAUGUUAUGUUUCAUUUCUCACCUCACCAUUUUUCAGUGAAUUUAAAUACUACAUAAUGAAUGCAGGUUCUUUCCUCAGAAUUCCGUUCCGGGUUCUUCCAUCAGAAGUCCUUCAAUACAUCCCUCUUUACUACUUUUUUCUUUGAGGUCACUCUUGAAGUCCCCCUUUAUUCUUCAAUAAGGGGCUGGUAGGAUAGACCAGGCUCUUAUUAUUAUGGUUAUAAUGAUUCCUUACUAAAUAGCACUGUUUAAAAAAAAAAUUCCAAAAAUAGCAACCAAGCAUACCAAGGUGUAGAUAAUCACUCCAUGUUCAAUACAAGCCAUUAAACUUGAAUUUCCAUUGA
This is a messenger RNA of Linum tenue, 2398 nucleotides long. Lineage: Eukaryota; Viridiplantae; Streptophyta; Magnoliopsida; Malpighiales; Linaceae. The record is from the annotation of a GenBank genome assembly.